GGCUUGGGACAAACACACAAACACACAGAACAGCAGUCGUCAAAGAAGUAAGCCUCAGUUAGACUCGGUCACUGCCCAGCUGCUCGUCUAAAUGCAAUUGUCUUUAAUCCUUUUGUUUCUCCAGCUGUGGGGGAACGUGGACGUUUCUUUAUCACAGAAUGCAUGUCCAAAACCCCCGGAGGUUCCUCACGCCAGUGUUUCAGAAGUGACCAAAAAAGCUGUGUACCAACAAGGAAACGUGAUCCAUUUCGUUUGUGAAACUGGUUAUACAUCAUUCCCACCCAUCAGAUAUGCAUGUACAGAGAAUGGCUGGUUAUUAACCAGUCGGGGAAGAUGCAACUUAAAGCCAUGUGUACUUCCCGAUGACACACCCAAUGGCUAUUAUCAAAUAAUCCACGGGGAAGAGUUUGUUUUUGGAACCACAAUCAAAUACUUUUGUAAUGAAGGGUAUCAAAUGGUAAGUAAGGAUGACACCAGGACUUGUAUGCUGGACAAAUGGACCAAUCAUGUGCCAAUAUGUGAUCGUUUGAGCUGCGACCCCCCGCCUGCAGAUGGAGGAGUUACAGUAAAAGGUUUACCAGAUAAUGACAAUCCCAUUUUCCCUGACCACCUCCUCACAUUCAGCUGUGAAAGACCUGGGAAAUAUCUGAAUGGUAGUUCAGUGCUGAGAUGUGGUCAAGAUGGACAGUGGGAUCAUCCAUUCCCCACUUGUGAAAACCUAACCAGACACGAGGAGGGAUGUGGGCAAAAUUGUGCAGAAAACUGCAAAGUCCCAGGUCUAUCAGACGACUUACAACUCACCACACAUGAACCAGGCGAUCAACUCAGAACAGGAGAAAAGUUGACGUUUACUUGCCGCCGGCGUGGAGACUUUGUAAGAGGGAAAGCUGAGGUGGAAUGUUUAGCAGGCGGACGGUGGAGUGAUCCAUUCCCAACAUGUGGAGCUCCUUCAGGUUGUCGGACACCACCACACAUUGCAGAUGCAGACACCAGGGGAACUCUUAAAUCCCAGUACAGACAUGGAGAAAGGGUUGAAUACAGCUGUCAGAAUGUCUACAUUAUAGAGGGUGAUGCUUACAAAACCUGCAACAAUGGUGAAUGGACCGGACAGAUGAGAUGCCUCAGUUCACCAUCGAGCUGUAACCCCCCGCCUGCAGAUGGAGGGGUUACAGUAAUAGGUUUACCAGAAAAUGACAAUCCCAUUCUUCCUGACGGCCUCCUCGCAUUCAUCUGUGAAGGACCUGGGAAAUAUCUGAAUGGCAAUUCAGUGCUGAGAUGUGGUCAAGAUGGACAGUGGGAUCAUCCAUUCCCCACUUGUGAAGAAAACUGCAAAGUCCCAGGUCUAUCAGACGGCUUACAACUCCCCACACAUGAACCAGGCGAUCAACUAAGAACAGGAGAAAAGUUGACGUUUACUUGCCGCCGGCGUGGAGACUUUCUAAGAGGGAAAGCUGAGGUUGAAUGUUUAGCAGGCGGACGGUGGAGUGAUCCAUUCCCAACAUGUGGAGCUCCUUCAGGUUGUGGGACACCACCACACAUUGCAGAUGCAGACACCAGGGGAACUCUUAAAUCCCAGUACAGACAUGGAGAAAGGGUUGAAUACAGCUGUCAGAAUUACUACAUUAUGGAGGGUGAGAUUUACAAAACCUGCCACAAUGGUGAAUGGACCGGACAGAUGAGAUGCCUCAGUUCACCAUCGAGCUGUAACCCCCCGCCUGCAGAUGGAGGGGUUACAGUAAUAGGUUUACCAGAAAAUGACAAUCCCAUUCUUCCUGACCGCCUCCUCGCAUUCAUCUGUGAAGGACCUGGGAAAUAUCUGAAUGGCAGUUCAGUGCUGAGAUGUGGUCAAGAUGGACAGUGGGAUCAUCCAUUCCCCACUUGUGAAGAAAACUGCAAAGUCCCAGGUCUAUCAGACGGCUUACAACUCACCACACAUGAACCAGGCGAUCAACUCAGAACAGGAGAAAAGUUGAUGUUUAAUUGCCGCCGGCGUGGAGACUUUGUAAGAGGGAAAGCUGAGGUUGAAUGUUUAGCAGGCGGACGGUGGAGUGAUCCAUUCCCAACAUGUGGAGCUCCUUCAGGUUGUGGGAUACCACCACACAUUGCAGAUGCAGACACCAGGGGAACUCUUAAAUCCCAGUACAGACAUGGAGAAAGGGUUGAAUACAGCUGUCAGAAUUACUACACUAUGGAGGGUGAGAUUUACAAAACCUGCCACAAUGGUGAAUGGACCGGACAGAUGAGAUGCCUCAAACCCUGUACUGUGGAUAGAGACCUCAUGAACAGAUAUAAUAUUGCCUUCAGAUAUGGUCAUGAAGAUAAGCUGUAUUCAACCCAUAAUGAUUUUAUCACGUUCACUUGUACUGCAGGUCAUAGACCUACCGGCUCAUUGCCCAUGCGCCAGCAGUGUAUUGAUGGUGUGGUGAACCUGCCCACUUGCCAGUAAAAGUUUUUAGUUAACUGGAUGUGAUGAACAUGAUCUGGCUGGACAAACAUGUAAACGAUUAACAAGAAGUACAGUUAUUAACUUAUCUUCUGUACCUACUGCAACAGUUUUAAUAAAACAUACAUGUUCUCAUGUUUUCCUCUAGAUAUGUAUUGUUUUAUUAAAGCAUUUGGUUAAGUAGAUCAGACACUACUUUGUAUGUAUUAGUCACGCCUGCAAUGCUGUUAAGUACAUUUGCAUUUUAAGGAUUUAUUUUUCAUACUCUUAAUAAAACAUUUGAAUAAAUAAUGGAGGAGGUAUGCAGUAUAGCAGGUACUAAAUAAAUAGUAUUCUCCCCGAUGCUGGACACACGACUGUAACAGGGUUGAAAAGUAACUAAGUACAUUUACUGUUUGAAGGUACUUGUACUUUAUUUAAGUAUUUCCAUUUGAUGCUACUUUACAGUUCUACUACUACUACUACUACUACCACAUUUCAGAGGGAAACAUUGCUGUAAUAUCAACAACUCCAUGCCUUAUUUCCAUAACAGCUAGUUACUCUUCAGAUGAUAAUUUUACAUAGAUAAUGAUAUAACCUUGUACAAUACAACACAUUGUUAAAGAUUAAACCCAACCUUUUUUUCUCUUGUGGCACCGUAUAAAAAACACAAUCUA
This is a messenger RNA of Perca fluviatilis (European perch), 3099 nucleotides long. Its product is annotated as complement factor H-like. Bases 92 to 2446 code for a protein of 784 amino acids. The transcript is spliced from 15 exons. The record is from RefSeq and is a predicted model, not a curated record. NCBI's taxonomy places the organism in Eukaryota, Metazoa, Chordata, Actinopteri, Perciformes, Percidae.